AUGUUUUCUUGCUGCUGUGCUGACACCGCCUCUCGUGGCGAAAUACAAAUCGAAGAAAAUCAUGAGGGGGUUGACGGGACCCAGGAGCAUAAGGGAGGAGAUGCAGCAGCAGCAGCAGCAGCACCAGCAGCAGCAGCAGCAGCAGCACCUGCAGCAGCAGCAGCAGAAUCAACAGAAGCAACACCUGCAGCAGCAGCAGCACCAGCACCAGCAGCAGCAGAUGCAGCAGCAAAUGAACACUCUGUAGCAGCAGCAGUAGGAAGAAUUAAAAUAACACCAGCAAAGAAGGACGAGGCACCAGCAAAAAAACCUAUGACUGCCCCUAAAUCGGAUCGCGCAAGGAGAACAUCUGUCCCUCUUGAGAGUCCCUUGGAGGAUGGCAUGUUCUUAAUGUAA
Messenger RNA from Eimeria maxima, 396 nucleotides. RefSeq lists its product as hypothetical. Lineage: Eukaryota; Apicomplexa; Conoidasida; Eucoccidiorida; Eimeriidae. The transcript is spliced from 2 exons. The coding region runs from base 1 to 396 and encodes 131 amino acids. The record is from RefSeq and is a predicted model, not a curated record.